CCUUCAGCCUUCCUGCUCCUCCUCUCACUGCAGCCAAAAGCAAGCAAAGCAACGCAACCUCGCCGGGGAGGAGGAGGAGGAGGAAUGGAGCUGAGCUGAGCUGAGCCUGCCCUUCUCCCACCCCGCCGCCUCCACUCGUGUAGCCGCCCUUUCUCCUCCGCGUUCGCCGCGGGCCGGGGGCCGACGCGGCCGGUCCGGAUCGAAUCGAGAGGCGAUUUUGGGUAGUCUGGGAGGAUGGCGAUGAUGGGCUACAACCAAGCUCAGGAGUUGAUGAGGGACUACUUGCUAGCUGAUCCAGUGGUUCCAUACACCUCGGUGCUCGUUGGCAUUGUUCUCUGCAAGAUGGCAUAUGAUCUCACACGGCUGCUGAGCUCAUUUUACUUUAAGGGAUAUUCUUCACUGACAAAGAUACAGCGUGUUGAAUGGAACAACAGGGGUAUGUCCAGUGCACAUGCGAUCUUCAUCACAGCUAUAUCAUUAUAUCUUGUCAUGUCUACAGACCUGUUCUCUGAUCGCCUUAAGGGGCCCAUCACAUUCCGCAAUUCGGUCAUCUCCACUUUUGCAUUAGGGGUUUCUGUGGGCUACUUCAUCGCUGACCUUGCAAUGAUCUUCUGGUUGUAUCCUUCCCUUGGUGGAAUGGAAUACAUUGUCCAUCAUACCCUUUCUCUAGUUGCAAUAGCUUACACAAUGUUGUCAGGGGAGGGCCAAUUCUACACAUACAUGGUUCUUAUUUCAGAAACAACCACCCCUGAAAUUAACUUGAGAUGGUUUCUUGACACAGCUGGACUGAAAAAGUCAAGUGCGUACUUGGUUAAUGGUAUUCUUAUGUUUAUUGCAUGGCUGGUGGCGAGGAUACUUUUAUUCAUGUACGUAUUUUACCACAUCUAUUUGCACUACAGUCAGGUUGUGCAGAUGCAUGCUUUUGGGUACUACUUGACAUUCAUUGUGCCAUCAGUGCUCUUUGUCAUGAACACAAUGUGGUUUAUGAAGAUUUUGAAAGGCGUGAAGAAAACAUUGGGGAAGUGGUCAUGAUCAAUCAGGCAAUGCAGAUCCUAGAACCAUCAACAAUGAGUUGGUAUUCCAGCGAUCCUCCUUAUGAUCUUGAUGUGUAAAGUUAUGGACAUAUCAGGUUAACUAGGGUAAAGUGAAUAUAUAAAGUGCUAGCAAACAAGUUUAGAUUAGGCCAAAUUUGCGCUAUUUUCAGCAAGGCUGGAGUUCCUUAGCCUAUCGGGCGCGUACUGAAUUUCCAGCAUGCUGUUUCUCCGCUCCUGCAUGCAUCGUGUGUAUAUCUGAAGAAAAUUCCUGUGGAUCAAUUGUCCAACAGUGCAACCUCCAAUGCUAUAGUAUUUGAAUAUUUCUGACCUUGAUGA
Oryza brachyantha (malo sina) is the source of this 1370-nucleotide messenger RNA. RefSeq names its product TLC domain-containing protein 4-B-like. Gene Ontology annotation, biological process: lipid homeostasis. The coding region runs from base 235 to 1032 and encodes 265 amino acids. The record is from RefSeq and is a predicted model, not a curated record. Gene Ontology annotation, cellular component: membrane; endoplasmic reticulum. NCBI's taxonomy places the organism in Eukaryota, Viridiplantae, Streptophyta, Magnoliopsida, Poales, Poaceae. The transcript has 9 exons.